Molecule: messenger RNA, 1741 nt
Organism: Porites evermanni
Lineage: Eukaryota; Metazoa; Cnidaria; Anthozoa; Scleractinia; Poritidae
Source: the annotation of a GenBank genome assembly
AUGGAAGACGGUGAAAAGGGGAGUGAAUUGUUUCAAAUGACAGUAUCUAACUGUCCCUAGGCAAAAGCAUCAGGUUCAAGGGCACAUCUAGGGGAGGCCUAGGUUGAGGGAGUUGCAGCCAACCCCACCCUUUUCCCUACAUGCACACAUUUAUGUGCAUGCAUACACAUAUCCUACCCCUGUGAGAAGUUUAAACAUAGAUACUUUAUUUCUACAAUCUACACUAUUAUAAUUUUCCCAUGAUAAAUACCUUGACGGCCCUCAAAAGCUAAUAACUUUGGGAGUUCUUAUUCACAACCCCCUCCCCCACUUCAGCUAAGCAUACCACAUGGCAAGGUUUUAAAACUUCUAUUAUAUUGUUGGGCCUCAUAGCUACACAGAAAGUAUUAUAUUUAUAAAAGGCAAUUUUUUCCAUAGAUCAAUUACUCAGACCCUACAAGGCGACAUGGCCUUGGAGAUAAAAAACUGGGUAACAUGAUUGUCAAAGAGUUCCUGAUAGAACAGGCGGUGAACCUCCAAUGCUAUCAGCAGUUCCACAAAAGGCCAGCAAGGCCAAGACAGAGGCUCAAUAAAAUGCUUGGAGGGGAGAUCCCUGUUCCAACACCUAAAACAAACAGAGAAAUCAAAGAAACACUCACGGUAAGUUACCCGUUUUUAAACGUAAAGAUCAUCGAAUAAGAUAUGUAUAAAAAGUCAACACCAUGACCAAAAUUGAAGAUUAACAAAAAACAAGUUAAAUUCAAGGAAUGAAUUAUUAAACUGAAGUAUACAGUCAUGUAACAAGAGAAGCCCGUCCCCCCAGAGAAUCAAGUUGCAACAAAAUAUAAGUUAUUUAUGUUUGAAUUUAAUUUGUGUUCCCAUUUAUUUUAGGUCAACUUUGAAGCAGAAGGGUAUACAAUUGGUGAGUUGGUGGUGCCCAAGCAACACAAGAAACUAAUCCUAAACAGUGAUGGCACUUUAAACGAAGUACUUUCCACAGUUUCUGGAAGGAAAAUACCUUUAGCAGAAAAUAUAAAAAGGGAUCUGGAAAGGUGUGAACAGCUUGGGUAGUGAGAGGACAUACGAACCAGGAGUAUGAGCAGAUGAGCCAUGAGCAGAUAACAGAACGGCUGAAAGUGUUAGGGGAUGAUAAGAACCAUCUGCGAGACAGUCCAGAGCAGAGAAAAGAAUGGCUGAUCAGGUUUGAGAGAACCAGACACUUGAUGGUAUGGGGGAGGGGGGGGGUGGUUCAACAAUAUUAAACCAUGGCUUCCUCCUAUAUAUCAUUCAGUGUGUGUAUGAUCCAGCCUUUUCUUAAACAGCAGAAAUGAAGGACAGGGGAUAUGGUGUCAUUGAUGUUCCUGCACUAGUUGAGAAGCCCCACAUAUACAUCCUUGGGAGGUGCAUUGGAAAAGACGUCAAGCAGUUGGGUUACAGUCAGACAAGAUGCCAAUGUUUGGAUGAGCUGCAAAACAACCUGCUGACAAGUAAGGGAUGCCCAGUGACAGACAUCAUGCGCUUCUUCCAUACCAAUGGGCCAGGGCAGCAAUUUGAAAGUGGUGAGCAACGGGGAGGCAACAAUGGCUGCAGUGGCUGUAGUGGAGACUCGCACAGAUAUCGUUACCUUACAUACCGCUUAAGGUCCCCACAUCUAUCCCUCGCAGAUCGCAUUAAAAUAGUUAGGGCUGGACCAGCUGGAGAAGGAAAAGAAAUAGAGGAAUCAAGCCCUUCAAAACAUGACUGUGGCAGAGCUGAGAGCUGA